Messenger RNA from Notolabrus celidotus (New Zealand spotty), 1479 nucleotides. It is a transcript of the gene lcor, whose product is annotated as ligand dependent nuclear receptor corepressor. Gene Ontology annotation, molecular function: DNA binding. NCBI's taxonomy places the organism in Eukaryota, Metazoa, Chordata, Actinopteri, Labriformes, Labridae. The transcript is spliced from 4 exons. Gene Ontology annotation, biological process: regulation of transcription by RNA polymerase II. The record is from RefSeq and is a predicted model, not a curated record. Gene Ontology annotation, cellular component: nucleus. Bases 1 to 1479 code for a protein of 492 amino acids.
AUGCAGCGAAUGAUCCGCCAGUUCGCUGCCGAAUAUACCUCAAAAACUACUCAGGACGACUCGCCCCCUGCCCUCAACGGCACCAUGAAGGACCAAAGCCUGCCGAGAGCGGCGUCUCUGGCCCAGGCCCCCGCGGGAGGGACGGUUGUUGCCUCUGCACAGAAUCCUGUCCUCAGCAAGCUUCUCAUGGCCGACCAGGACGGCCCGCUGGACCUCUCCGUUAAAAAGACCCCGGACGACCCGGAGCCCACCCAGCAAGACGGCGUCCUGGACCUCUCCACCAAGAAGGCCCAAAGCGCAGGCAGCCACAAAACCGGCUUCCCCCCUGCGCCUGGGGUCAAAGGGCGUUCCUACAAAGCUGAACAUGCCCUCUCUGAGGUGGAUGAGGAGGAUGGUCUGCUGCAGAGGAGCUUGCAGGAGGGACUGAGGGAGAACUAUGUCAACUCCAACUCCUUCAAACCCCCCAUGGCCCGUUCCCUGCGCAUCAAGGAAGAGCUCCUCAGCCAGAAGCACCGCCUCUUGAGCCAGCCUGCUGCUCUUUCACUGGCUAACCUAGAGUCAGCCGGCUUGCUCAAUCAUGCGCAGUCCCACUCCUUGCUCGGCCAGAAGAGUUCUUCCUCGUUCUGGGGGAGCAAGGCCCACCUCGAGAGCCUGUUGAAACUAAAGCAGGCCAGUGGAGCUCUAAGCGGGGCGCUCAGUGACCUCAAAGACCUGCCAACAUUCCUGGAGAAUCACCACCACGGAGCCUUCUCUUACAAGAGUUCCCUCCAUCAUCAUCACAAUCAGGUCUCCAAGGCCCAACACCACCACAACGAGGGCAAGAGAGACCAGGGCCACUCGCCUCCUGUCGACCUUAAAAUCCCUCAAGUUCGGGGCAUGGAUCUCUCCUGGGACUCCCAUGCUUCUGAGCUGUACGGCUACGGCGCCCUCGGGGUUGGAGGUGGUUGCCAUGAGAAUAGUCUGAGCAGGAAGCUGAGAGCCAUCCUGCCCAAGCAAAACCGCCGCGGAGGAAGUCUCGGAAGCCUGUUGGACGGGGCAGCUGACUACUGGAGCUCCGAUUUGGACCACUCCGGUUCCGGGCCGGCGUACUCAACCUCCGAUGCGGAAGGCGACCCGAACUCCAAACAACCGAGGAAGAAGAGAGGCCGCUAUCGCCAGUACAACAGCGAGAUCUUGGAGGAGGCCAUCGCGGUAGUCAUGAACGGGAAGAUGAGCGUGUCCAAGGCUCAGAACAUGUACGGGAUCCCGCACAGCACCCUGGAGUACAAGGUGAAGGAGCGCCUGGGAACCCUGAAGAACCCCCCAAAGAAGAAGAUCAAGCUGAUGAUGAAGAUGGAAGCAACGGCCCAGGAUUAUCCCGCCGAGUCAGAGAACACGCCGACCGCGACCCCACAAGACGACGGCCAGCCGCUGGCAGCCGCUGACCUCAAGGACAAUAUAAAAGAAGAGAUUGAAGACAAUUUUAAACCGAUCGACUAA